AUGCCUGUCGUUGCAGCUCCGCCUCAAGGCCACGGCCCCUCCACCUUUGACAAGAUGAAGAUGGGUGCUCUGAUGGGAUCGACCGUUGGCGGUAUCAUGGGAUUUAUCAUCGGAACCGUCACUAUCUUCCAGUAUGGCGCUGGGCCUAACGGUGUGAUGCGCACUCUGGGAAAAUACAUGCUUGGUUCGGGUGCAACUUUCGGUCUUUUCAUGUCGAUUGGUAGCGUUAUCCGUACCGAAGGACCUCACAACGACGCUUGGCUGCGUGCUCGGGGACCCCCAAUGAUGCUUCCUCGUCAGUCUCCUCUACGGCCCAUGCGUCAGUAG
Molecule: messenger RNA, 327 nt
Organism: Aspergillus fischeri NRRL 181
Lineage: Eukaryota; Fungi; Ascomycota; Eurotiomycetes; Eurotiales; Aspergillaceae
Product: MGR2/ROMO1 family protein
Exons: 5
Coding region: 1-327 (108 amino acids)
Biological process (GO): protein insertion into mitochondrial inner membrane; protein import into mitochondrial matrix
Cellular component (GO): TIM23 mitochondrial import inner membrane translocase complex
Source: RefSeq, a predicted model, not a curated record